Messenger RNA from Juglans microcarpa x Juglans regia, 1057 nucleotides. Its product is annotated as sec-independent protein translocase protein TatB. The transcript has 8 exons. The coding region runs from base 248 to 1042 and encodes 264 amino acids. The record is from RefSeq and is a predicted model, not a curated record. Lineage: Eukaryota; Viridiplantae; Streptophyta; Magnoliopsida; Fagales; Juglandaceae.
CGGUUACACCCUUCAGCACUUGUUCUCCCUCUCCUUCACGCCGACCCCCGUUUCGGCGAGCAAACAACGGAGACUGAAGCUCGAUUUCACCAGCCACCGAAUACCAAGGGUUCCUUCUCCCUCUCCUUCAACAUUCCGGCGAGCGAGAGAGGGCUUGAUUUCUGAGCCUCAGCCUUCAGUCGGCAAGGCAAGCUACCGUUCCUACCCAAAGAAAGUCGCUUGCAGCCAGCACGCAUAGUGGCCAAGUAUGUUUGGUAUUUCAUACGGAGAGCUCUUCCUCUUGAUCGGUGCCACCGCUGCCCUCGUCGGCCCAAAGGAUCUCCCAAUUUUAGCUAGAACUGCGGGGAGAUUAGCUGGUCGAGCAAUCGGGUACGUUCAAUUAGCUCGUGGGCAAUUCGACAAUGUUAUGCAGCAGUCUCAAGCUCGUCAGGUUCACAAAGAACUUCAAGAUACAAUGGCUCAACUAGAGGUUAUUCGUCAUGAAAUCCGGGGUAUCUCUUUUAUGAAUCCUGGUCCUUUGACUCGAAGGCUGAUGGACGAACCUAAAGAUUCUGCUUCCAACAUAGAAUCUGCAUGCAAUAGGCCACCUGAUAAGUGUGAAGAAGCACAGAAGCCUAUAAGUGCUAUGAUGAAGGACCAUAGCUUCAAAACCUCAGGUUUUGUUGAUCUACAUAGUCAAGCUACUGCUUAUGCUAGAUUGGCUGAGUCUGAAACCUUAAAGACUGGUUCUUUGAGUAGCAUUACAGAAAAAGAGAACAUCAUUGAUGAAUCUACUCUCUUCACUGUCCUCCCAAUUUCAGCUGAAAGCACUGGGAUGCUACCAGAUCGAAAGGGAAGUGCAAAAGGAUCAGACAUUGUGUUGGAAGCAGUACUUGAAGCAGAAGUAGCACGUAAUGCCAAAGAUUUCUUUUCACAACCCCAAAAUCAGAUAGACCGAAUAGAUAGAAUUGCCUUUGGCCUAUGGGUUGAAGUCAAUGAAGUCCUCCAACUUGAAAGAGUAGAGGAUACCUUUAGGAGAGGUUUGGAUUGCGAGCUGAGCUGAGCUAAGAGUUGAAAG